Brienomyrus brachyistius is the source of this 2843-nucleotide messenger RNA. RefSeq names its product RAP1 GTPase activating protein-like (gene rap1gapl). The record is from RefSeq and is a predicted model, not a curated record. Gene Ontology annotation, cellular component: cytoplasm. Gene Ontology annotation, molecular function: GTPase activator activity. Gene Ontology annotation, biological process: regulation of small GTPase mediated signal transduction; activation of GTPase activity. Bases 62 to 1792 code for a protein of 576 amino acids. Lineage: Eukaryota; Metazoa; Chordata; Actinopteri; Osteoglossiformes; Mormyridae. The transcript has 21 exons.
GUAUAUGCAGUGACUGACUGGCUCACUAGACGUCACAGUGUAUCAACACCGGCACAGGCAAAUGGACAAGGAAAGAGGGGGCGAGAAGGUGCUUUCCAGAAAAAGAAGCUUCACUUUUGGGGCUUAUGGCGGGGUCGACAAGUUCAUUGGUACUGAAGAAGCACGAUCGGAGUCCAUACAGCACAGCAUAUUAGACAUUCUUGAUCCCCCCCCCAAUGAGGCGAAACCUCUCCUUCCUGCUGCUUCCGGCCAGAGGGAUGCCGAGCUUUUUGAGAUAAUUGAAAAACUUCAGGGAAGUCGGCUUGACGAGCAGCGCUGCGAAUUCCCUCCUCCCGUGAAGCUUUUAAAAAUUAGUGGGGUCCUCCCUUUGAUCAUUCCCCCUAAAUGCGGAGGCUACUGGAUAGAUCCGCCUUUGGAGAAGUUCGCUGCCAUUAGUCCCAGCUUAUGUGAGCCAGGACAAGCUACAGAGAGUUACGACAUCAUGGAGAGAGACCUGGAAACGAAGAUCUACAGAGAAUGUUUCAGAUCCAAAUAUCAUCACUCAUUCACAGCAGUAGAUACAGCUUUAGGAUCCCUCAUUCUCUCUGUCUGCUUGGAGGAGGAGGAAAAGAGAAUUAGAGUCAUACUGAGAAUGAAAGAAUGCACACUGCAUGGAGUUUUCUCUCUCUCUCUCUUCCAUCGUUUCCCUAAUGCUGUAGAGCUGGCUAAGAUGCUUUGCAAUAACGUAACCGUGACCCGAUUUGAACCGGUCAGCUACCUUAAGGCCCCGGAACUUAUCACAACAUUUGACGAGCACAGAGUGUCACAAAACUUCAAGUUUGGUGUUUUAUACCAGAAAGAGGGACAGCUGACAGAGAAAGAUAUACUGAGCAACAAUGACGAGAGUGAAGAGUUUCGGGACUUUCUUUCCAUUCUGGGGGAGACAGUUAAGCUACAAGGCUUUACCGGGUUUAGAGGAGGUUUGGAUGUGUGUCACGGUCAAACAGGAAGUAAAGCCGUCUACACCUCCUUUUCUGGAAGGGAAAUAAUGUUCCACGUAGCCACAAAACUGCCUUUCACAGAAGGUGACACACAGCAGCUGCAGAGGAAAAGGCACAUCGGCAAUGAUAUUGUUGCCCUGGUUUACCAAGAAGGUCAAGUCCCAUUUGUUUGUGACAUCAUCAGCUCCCACUUCCUUCACUGCUUCAUUGUUGUUAGGCGAGUUCAAGGAGAAGAUGGAGCUAAGGAGGGAGGAAGGGGGCUGUUUCAGGUGUGCGUCACAGCCAGGGAGGACGUGCCCCCGUUUGGCCCAUCCCUCCCAGAUCCCCCCACAUUCACGGAGUCUUCUCAACUGAGAGAAUUUCUCCUUACCAAGCUCAUCAAUGCAGAGAUAUCCUGUUAUCAGGCUGCACGAUUCAAUAGACUGGAGCUGCGCACGCGUUCAUCGCUUCUUGAGGGACUCCGAUCAGAACUGAGCGCCCAGUCGCAGUGCAUGCUGGGGGAAUCGCCCCCUCAGGCCCUCUCGCAGCCUGAAAGCGGUCGCACAGGAUCAGAAGGAGGUGGCGGCUUCAUCGAAAACUUCAAGAGAGCCAUAAGGGUACGGAGCCACUCCUUUGACAACCUGGGGGUCCCAAAGAAGAUAGUAGGAGGAAGUGCACAGAAGUCCAGGGCAACUCAUAUGAAUUCAUGUUCAACAGAAAAAGAGGGAGAAAGUGAGUCCGCAAACAAGCAGUUGGGAAGCCACGUUCAGGUCAAUGAGAGCCCCGGCUCUAAGGAUACUAAAGAUCAAAGCAGCCCGCAAGAAGAUGUGUAGCCAGGAAUAUGUGUAGCUCUUCUAUUUUGUUUCAUCUGUCAUCACCCAGAUGGAUUUCGCAUUGAGCCCUACAUUGAACGCAGGCAUGGCAUGCCAAGGUAAACAGUGCUUCGGUAACAUGCACAAAUCCCUCUUCAUACAUUAUAACUGGAAAUCCUUCUGUGAAACACGACUGUCAUGUAAGUUAACUGAAUGGUAAUUCAACCCUAAAUUCAUGCUGUUUAAGUCAGAUGGUUAGAUAUGCAGAGUCUGAUGUUGUGAUUUAUAGACCUCUUGUUUUUUCUAUAAUGAAACCGACUCCAAUUCAUGUACAGAAAUAAGAAAUACUAACAAAUAAAAGGAAAGAAAACAAAACAUACUGGACAAGGGGCUGGAAAACAUUGAUGGAUGAGUGUAUGCUUACUGUAUAUAGUGGCCACGGUGAUACGGUCUCUAGAUUUAUCAAGGUUUCAGACAAAUCUGGGACUUUCCAACAAUCGAGUGGCUAUCAGUAUUUUAUUUAAAAACUUCAAAAAUCAAUUUUAAUAAGGCCGUUAUUUUUUUCUUUCCUUUUUUACUUUGUACUAUAUAGCGUCUAGUACAUCUUACCGUACACCUCUAGCACCACGGUUCAAAUCUGUGCCUUGAAUCCAUUAAUUGGGUGUUAACUGUGUGUCUUCCCCAUCCUGCGUUAUUCCAUGCCUUGUGGGUACGGACGGAUUUUCCACUUUUUAAAAUUUUAUUUUGACGGCAUUUGGCGACUGCAGGCGAUUUCCCAUUGCAAACUGUGGGCAGCAUUACCUGGCAAUUUACAGUUUUGUGUUUUAAAAGAAAUAAAUUAAAUUAUUACAAAAAGAUUCACGUGUAAAGUGUGCCAUUGAAUUACUACGAUAAAUGAUUGUUUGCGUUAGUUUGUAAACAACAAUCGCAGCAACGGAAUUGCAUACGCGAUCGUUUCUCAAGGAGAAAACCGCAUUGUGAUAGUGUACAGGAAGAGGCGCCCGUAGUCCAAUCCGUUCAUAUCCGGGGUAACCUUUGGUACCGUCUUCUCUCACAAGUACGAGUUAAGUAA